This is a messenger RNA of Monascus purpureus, 3552 nucleotides long. The record is from the annotation of a GenBank genome assembly. NCBI's taxonomy places the organism in Eukaryota, Fungi, Ascomycota, Eurotiomycetes, Eurotiales, Aspergillaceae.
AUGGAGGUUGAAACUGUCGAUGUGAGCUGGCUUCACCAUUCGCAGAAAGAUCAACUGCACCGCACCAAAUCCGUAUCUUCAACGGUGAGCGAUAAAUCGAGCAUCGACUCAGAGAGGCCCGCAGCGCGGCAACCCUCGCAAGAAAACCAAUUACAAUCCCGCGGUAACGCCCCAUCUACGAAUUCCACCCACACGAAUGGUACUACGACACCCAGUCACACAAGUGUCCGGUCAGAGGAGAAGGCCCCAAACCAUACGGUUACGCCGGAUCGUAACAGCUCCGGACAGUCGCCGACACCCCAGAAAACUAUACCACGUUCAACUUCGGGGAGAAGAGGCUCCUGGAUAUCAAAUUUGAGCGCCAAGUUUUCCUCUGGUUCUACGCCCCCAUCACAGACAAGUGCGAAGACGAGCCCAAGCGCUCCGAAGACCGCCGUCCAUGGAGGAUCCAAACUUGACUUCCAUAACCCUUUCGGGGCAGCCUAUUCCCCAAAGGUCAAGGAAGAGGAGGAAAAGGAGGAAGGAAGUAACCCCUUCGCGUCAACUUCACCAAAAGGCCCAUCGUUCCUCCACAAUGCUUUGCGCCGAUUUUCUUCAUCUGUCCCAAGUGGAGCGAGCAAGGCAGCCCCGAGUGGUACUGUCUGUGAACGACGUGUGAUGAAUAUCGACCCUUGCCGCGAUAGAUGUAAAAUACCGGAGUUAAACCAGGCGAAACUACGACGCGUCGCUUUCUGUGUCGAUGUUGAGAUUGCCGGAAUCUCUUAUCGGGAGCCCGACGAUGAGACGUCGCCUACGCGAACUGUGGAGCCACCUGUUAUAGAAUCUAAUGGCCAUAAAGGGAAAAAGUCUAAAGAGAAAUCCAAAACGAAACCGGAAACCCAGAAUACCAAAGACGGUCCGACCGCUAAGACUGCGGCGAAGAAAGACCCGAAUGGUGCAGACGAAACCAAAAUUGAGAGUGAAGUGAAAGAGCCGACAAGGAAGCAGGAAAAGAAAAAGCGGUCGGAGGAAGAAAGAAAGGAACGCAAGGAGCGGAGACGGAGGCAGGCGGAGGCUAACGGCAUAGUGCCGCUUCAACUGAAUUAUGCAGAGGAUGACUCUCCGUCGGCCACUAAUCCUCCUCGCCCAAAACCGCAAUCGCAGCCGGUCACGGAUCCUGUACGAAUAUACCGACGAUGCUGCAAGCUGCGCGAAUCUCCUGUUCUCAAGAAGGUGGUUGACCAAAUUUCCUCCCCAUCUUCAACGCUGGCGGAAUCUCCGGGCACUGUCGCGGUUUUGGACCUCAGCAAUUUCCCUAUGACAUAUCAAGACAUUAUUUCAUUCAGUGACUGGCUUGCAAUCGUCCCGGUCCGUAAACUCAUCCUCGACAGCUGUUGUUUGACGGAUCAAUCUGUGCGAGCAAUCCUAGCAGGGCUGCUCUCCACGAAAACAGUGGAAGAGAUGACGUCUCGGCGCAAAAGGAACGGCAAAUCCGUACAGCAGAAGACUUUGAAAGAGGAGACAUAUGGCGUUAUAGAGAAGUUGUCCCUGAAGAACAACCAUAAGAUCGGCCCCGAAGGGUGGCGUCAUAUUUGCCUUUUCGUUCAUAUGUCGAAGUCUUUGCGAGCCAUUGACCUUACAGGUGUUCCGUUCCCGAAGCCACGCGCCGCAGCAAAUGGUCCUGAAGACCCAUCGCAGACCAACAAACCGACCAUUGAUAUUUCGGCUAUCUUCUCAAAUUCUCUUGCGGAGAGAUUUGGUGGUGACCGUCUCGAAGAGUUGCUACUCAGCGAAUGUAACCCUACGACAGAGGAUGUGAGAAAAGUCUGUGACGCAGCCAUUGCUGUCGGUCUUAGAAGGCUUGGUUUCGCGAAUAACGGGCUAACAAGAGAGGGCUUCGAGCACGUUAUUCGCUAUUUGAAAGCGGGGAAAUGCGAGGGUCUUGAUCUCGGUGGGAAUGAUUUGCGGGACCAUCUCGACCUGCUCAUACCCACGCUCGACAAAGACCACCCUCUAUACACGCUGAGUCUGGCAGAUUGUUCGUUGACUCCAGUUGUCAUGCAGCCAUUGAUGCAGGGGCUGGCUCGCCUGUCUCACCUUCAUUUUGUCGACUUUUCCCACAAUCGCGAACUCUUUUCCAGCAAGCCAGAUGCAUUGGCGACAUUUAGGCACUAUCUCCCCAAGAUGUCUUUUUUGAAACGCAUUCAUCUUGCGGAUGUCGAUCUAUCUGCAACUCAUGCAAUUGCACUGGCAGAAGUUCUCCCGGAGUGCCCGAGACUCUGCCAUUUGAAUAUAACGGAAAACCCGACGAUUGUCAAGCUGGCCUCUGCCAGUGAUCCCGCAAGCCAAGAGGAAGCCUGUGCAGUUUAUGCGUCCCUGAUGGCAGCCGUUCGUGUCUCACGAACGAUAAUUGCUGUUGACAUUGAAGUCCCCGGUGCGGAAAGCAAUGAAGUUGUCAAAGCUCUGGCGUCUCAGAUCGUAGCCUAUUCCCUGCGGAACCUGGAACAUGGUGCGCUAGAAGAAGAGCUUCCUGUUACGAUGGGUCCAUCUGCUGAGCGGCAGGUUCCGGUACCAGAGGUCCUGCAACACCUUGUCGGUCACGGUGACGGGGAAGAGGGAGAGGAUGAAACUGACCAUGCUCCAGACGAAGACUACGUUAUUGGAGGCACGGGUGUUGUGAAAGCUUUGGGAGUAUGUCUCGGCACCAUGGAUAAUAUCCAUGGGGACCUAUCCGUUCCCACAAGUGGCACCUCAACCCCAAUAUAUAGGAGACAGAGGCCCCUUAUGACAAAGAGGCCUCAUGACAUGUCAAAGAAUCUGUUGGAGUCGGCUCGGAACAUACGGACUAGACUCCAAUCGGCCCUUGUUCGGGAAGACAGGGCUGGCAAUGACACGAAUUACAGACGUCUACUCGUUCUCGACUACGCGUUGAAUCGGAUAAUUAAACGAUUUGAAGACCAAUUUCCCGAGACGCGCGUUGUAUCUCGACCUGCACCAUCCGUCACACAGGAGACUGGAUCCAAUUCAAGUGAUGACCAUAGCGAGACCGCGACAGCCGUGGGUCUAAUCAGCGACAAUCAUGCGGGUUCUGAGACCGCCAUCGAUGAUGAGGAUAUUGACCAUUAUGACAUUACACUCUCUCGCUCCAGCUCCAUGACGUCUCUGCACUCUCGCGCCAUGACAUCUGAAGAGGGUCAGGUUCACCGUCUGGGUCAAAAUCUUCGUCGUGACUUCCUCAGCCCUUCCCUUGAUCGGCCGUCGGACCACCUGUCAUCUUCCCCAAUUGACGACUCGCACAUCAUUUCUCUUAGGGAGAAGCUGGAACAGCUCCAGAGGGAACAGAUGGCUGCAGGGGAUGGUUUCGAAACAGGCCAUGCAAGCAAGGCGAUUGAAAGGCUUGGGUGGACUGUGGAUGAGCUAUGGGAUACAAAGAAAUGGGACACGGAAGCAUAUACCCGAUUCAAAGAGAGCCAGAUUGCUGCCCAGAUUAAUAGCGGCAUGCGAAAGCCACCCCUGACUGAGGUCGGCAUGAAUGGGACGACGACUGAGCGUAAUGUACAGGAGCGAACCUGA